Messenger RNA from Prorocentrum cordatum, 795 nucleotides. The record is from the annotation of a GenBank genome assembly. NCBI's taxonomy places the organism in Eukaryota, Dinophyceae, Prorocentrales, Prorocentraceae.
GGGGUGGCGUGGCUGGGCGCGCGCGGUGUCUCUCGCGAGGAUCCCAGCCUCAAGCGCCCGAUCGAGGAGAGCCAGCACGUUAAGCGUUCGACCAAGCUGCCCCGCGCCGAGGAGGCCGUGGAGCCUCGCAGCGAGGGCGCCAACGGCAAGCGCCAGAUCGAGGCGACCGAGCAGGGCCAGCGCGUGGACCUCGGGAACAAGCGCCCCCGCGUCGAGUCCCAGGUGGCGCCCGCGGAGCCGCGCAGCGAGGGGGGCUCGCGCGAGGCCCGUGCCGCGGGCGUUGCGGCGGCGCGCGUCCCUGGCACUCCAGCUGCUGCUCCAGGCGCCCCAGCUGGUGCUCCAGCUGGCGCAGGCAGCGCUCCAGGCACCCCAGCUGGUGCUGGCGCGGCGCGCGCUGCAGCUUUCCAGCGCAGCGGCGGCGGGGCAGCGGCGGCGCCGCGCGGUGGGAAGCAGCAGAAGGUCAAAGUGGUGACCCCCGUGCAGAGGGCCAAGAACGCGAAGGGGGAUCAAGGCGAUCCCGAGAAGGAGGUGCACCCCGCGGAGGCUUGGGCAUGGGCCAACUCUUCGGCGUUCCUCGGCGGCAUCGAGUCGGCUUUGAACGCCGUGGUCAAGUCCGCAGGUGCCAGGCCCAUCUACAGCCGCCUCUUCUCCGAGGACAUCGAGGUGCUGAAGAAGCAGUCCGAGAAGAGCGCCGGCAACGCGUUCGAGGACGACAUCCAGUCCUUCUCCGCCACCGUGGAGCCGCUGACUAAGAAGCUCGUUUCGGAGAUGCGCUUGCUGCUGCGCCAGCAGUCG